AUGUGUAAAGAAAAAGGAGGAUGUUGUCAAGGUGAGAAAGGAGAGAACAUUUCGAUUCUAGAAGUCAAGGAUUUUCCUUCAAGGGAGGAUAAUUAUAACAUAGAGGCGAAAGAUGGGAAAGGGGAUGGUUUUGUGAAGAAGGAUGGUGGAGAUGAAGGCAUUGUUCUAGAGAAAGGUAGUUCUUCAAGGAAGAGGCAGCCGAUUGAGUCUCUUUCUGUGAAAUUGAUUGCUAAAGGGGUUUUUGUGGAGGAACAUGAGAUAAGUGGGGUUUGUGUGGUUGAGACUGAUGUUGAGGAGGGUGGUUGUGUCAAUAAGGAAACAUCUGGAAGUUGUGAGGGGUGGAUUGCUGAGAGGGUGUGUGAUGAGAGAAUUUCCUCUUUUAUACAAUCUCAAAUUCUUGGGAGUGUUUAG
Messenger RNA from Ilex paraguariensis (yerba mate), 411 nucleotides. Lineage: Eukaryota; Viridiplantae; Streptophyta; Magnoliopsida; Aquifoliales; Aquifoliaceae. The record is from the annotation of a GenBank genome assembly.